AUUUUGUUUCUUCAUUCUUAUAUGAAAAAUGAAAGUGAGGUGAAAUGUGGGGGAUGGUGGGUGGCGGGAACACUCGAGAACACUCCAAGCAGCAAGGGUCCUGAAAUAUUAACAUGGUAUUGAGUCUCCAAUGGCGUUUCUUCUCUGCUUCCUCUCUUCUAAACCUGAUUCCACCCCUCUACUUUCGUACCAUCUCGUUUUAUCAACAUCCCAUCAAUAUCGAUUCCCGGUCUCUUGCAAACGAACGACCCUUGACGAGCAGUUCAGUUCAUAAUUCAAUUCCUUCACAGCCUACUAGCUUUCUUAGUCUGUUAAGCCUUUGCCGAAAGAUGGAACAUUUGAAGCCCCUCACGUCUCUCCUCAUCGUUCAAGGACUAAUUAGGGACGAAUCUCUUGUUAUAGAAUUUGCCACGUCCUGUUUCCUUCUGGGUGCUCCAGAUUUAGCUCUCUUUGCUUUUGGAAGUAUCGAAAAUCUGAGCCUGUUUUUGCAGAAUGUGAUGAUUAGGGGUCUUUGCAACCACGGGUUAUACGAAGAUCUCUUAUGUGUUUACCAGAAAUGUUGGGUUUCAGGUUGCCCAUCGGACAAUUAUACGUUUCCCUUUGUCAUCAAGGCGUGUUCGGCUCUGUGUGCCUUUUGGAUUGGGAAAGAAAUUCACGGUGUUAUUUUGAGAACUGGGUUUGAGAGAUAUCUUGUAACACAGACUGCUCUGGUUGAUUUAUACGCGAAAAGUGGUCAUAUGGAGACUGCUCGCAUGCUGUUUGAUAGGAUUCCCAAACCAGAUGCGGUUUCUUGGAAUGCCUUGAUUGCCGGAUAUUCGUUGAAUGGGCUCAUUGAGGAGGCGUUUGAUGUCUUCCGGAAGAUUUUUGCGAUUGGCUUGAAGCCUAACACGAGCACUUUGGCCAGCAUAGUUCCCUUAUGCACUCGAGCGGGUUGUCUGGACAUUGGUCGAAGUCUCCAUGGAUUUGCGGUGAAAUAUGGAAAUUUCUCCGAUGAGUCUUUGAUGCCUGCUUUUAUUUCAAUGUAUGCUGGUGGCGGGGAUUUGUCUAUUGCUAAAGAUUUAUUUGAGUUCUCAUGUGGAAAGAAUGUUGUUGCCUGGAAUGCCUUGAUCUCUGCAUACACACAGAACCAGAAAUCCUUUGAAGCUUUUGAAACAUUUCGGAAAAUGUUUCGGGCUAAUACACAACCAAAUAUGGUCACCUUUGUGUCCAUCAUUCCCUCUUGUGAAAACCUAGGUAGUGCUUUUGUUGGGGAAUCACUUCAUGCUUGCCUAAUUAAAAAUGGGUUCGAUGAUCACCUCUCAGUCAUGACAGUGCUUGUGUCGAUGUAUGCUAAGCUUGGAGAUAUCAAUUCAGCUGGGUUUCUUUUUGAUCAUAUGCCCACAAGAAACCUUAUCUCAUGGAAUUCAAUAAUUUCUGGGUAUGUGCAUAAUGGGAUUUGGGAUGAGAGUUUGGCUGCAUUUGGUGAAAUGCAGUGUGCAGGGUUCACUCCAGAUGCGAUCUCCAUUCUUAGCAUGCUUUCUGCAUGCACCAAGUUAGGAACCAUCUUGCUGGGCAAGUCUGCCCAUGCAUUUAGUGUUAAAAAUGGAUUGGACUCAAAUCUGAAUGUAUCCAAUGCACUCUUGUCUUUUUAUUCUGAUUGCUGUCAGCUGCACUCUUCCUUUAACCUAUUCAAUAGAAUGGCAAUGAGAAAUACUAUUUCAUGGAAUACUUUGAUAUCUGGAUGUGUAUACAAUGGGGAAACAAAAAAUGCAAUUGCUCUUCUUAAACAGAUGCAGCAAGAGGCUGUGAAGUUGGAUUUGGUUACUUUGAUAAGCAUUCUGCCAAGUUAUGAUGGGGAUGAGAACUUGGUGCAAGGUAUGGCAAUUCAUGGCUAUGCUGUCAAAACUGGAUUUGACUCUGACAUUACAUUAGCUAAUGCACUGAUUAGCAUGUACAUCAACUGUGAUGAUCUUGUUGCUGGGAAGCUAGUUUUUGAGGAGCUUCCUGGAAGGGAUGUGGUAUCCUGGAAUGCUAUAAUAACUGGUUAUCGAUAUUACAACUUACAUAAUGAAGUCAUGGUCUUAUUUGGCCAAAUGAUAAAGGACAAUCAAAAGCCAAAUUAUAUUACGUUGCUAAAUAUAUUACCUGCAUGCUGCACGCAGUCACAAGGUAAGUCAAUUCAUGCUCAAGCAGUUAGAAUGGGGAUUGUUGUAGAAAUUCCUCUACUCACGUCUCUUAUAUUCAUGUAUGCUAGAUUUGACAACAUUGAUUUAUGUUCCUUGUUGUUUGAAAUGGGAGAAAAAGCAAAUAUUUCUAUAUGGAAUGCUAUUAUCUCUGUGAAUGUCCAAUUAAAAGAUGUUCAAAAGGCAGUUGCUUUAUUCUGUGAAUUGCACCAAAUGGGUAUCCAAGCUGACCAAGUGACAGUCUUGAGCUUGAUAUCGGCUUCUGUUCAGCUAACUAGUGAAAAUUUUGCCCAUUCUGUGAUGGCUUAUACAAUAUGCAAGGGCUUUGACAAUGACGCGGCUGUAGGAAAUGCUCUGAUAGAUUUGUAUGCAAGAUGUGGGAACAUCUCAACUGCAAGGAAGAUAUUUGAGGGGUUACUUGAAAAGAACAGUGUCUCCUGGAGUGUUAUGAUAAAUGGGUAUGGGUUGCAUGGGGAUGGUGUUGCUGCUUUUGCGCUUCUAUUACAGAUGAAAGAUUCAGGGAUUAGACCUGAUUCCAUUACUUACCUAAGUGCUUUAUCUGCUUGCAGCCAUGCUGGUUUAGUUGAGCAAGGCAGGAUAGUAUUCAGAUGUAUGCUAGAAGAUGGAAUCAUACCCAGGAUAGAGCACUAUGCUUGCAUUGUGGACCUUCUAGGUAGAUCAGGUCACUUGAGCGAGGCUUAUGACAUUACUAAGAGACUUCCUUGUACGCCUUCUAUCAGCUUACUUGAAUCUUUGUUGGGUGGCUGUAGAAUCCAUGGUAAUGUUGAUCUUGGGGAGGAAAUUGGACAGCUACUCUUUCAACUGGACCCAGGAAAUUCAGUUGUUUACGUGAUGCUUUACAAUAUCUAUGCAGCAGCUGGUAGGUGGACAGAUGCAAAUAGGGUGAGAUCUAAUAUGGAAGGGAGACAAUUGAGAAAAGCACCUGGUUUCAGUCUCCUCAAAGGAAGUGACCAUCAUGAUGGAUGCCUCUCUUGACGAAUCAUAUUGUAAAUGGACAGAAUUGCAGCAAGUUUUCUUGUUCGAGUUGAUUGAGGCAGGAUGAUUUUGAUGCUAAACUGCUAUCCUGGCACAAGAUCUCAUGCUCGCUAAGAGCAGCAGUAUGCCUAUCAUCCAGGGCAUGUCAAAAGAAGUUCCUUGGGGUGAUGUUCACAUUUCCCUUCUGACAAAGUAUGGUGCUACAGAAGCCUUAGAUGACCGAUGCUUCAGCUGAGAAUUUAGUAAUUUUAUGCAGUGCUAUUACUAUCUUGAGCCAUGGUAUCACAUGUGCAUUUUGCCCCAGCCAUGUGCGAGCUAUCACCCUACUUUCAGGUCGGUAAACAUAGAAGCCACUGUUCGCUUGUUACUUGAAAGUCAUGCCCAAAAUUAUCAUCAUUUGCCUCCUCGAGUUGUUUAGCCACUCUUGCCUCAUGUAUCGUCCCACAAAAGUUGGGAUUAUUGACCAAACCCCAAAUUGGGUGCUGAAAGGAUGAAGGAUGAAAAAAAGAUCUAUGGAAGCCAUUGUGGUACAAUCAAGAUGAGCAAGAAAUUGAAUUGAAAACCUGUUCGGCAGAAACCUCAGCUGGUACCGUCAAUCUACUAAUAUGACGCGCAUGAUGAAACGGACGUGACUGGCAUUGAACAUCAGCGGCUUGAGAAGAGAAUCGGAGAAGAAAAAGGAGAUGAGGGGUCUGAAACAACUUCGCUUAAAGUUCUUUUUCAUUUGCGACUGGUACUGAAUUAAGAUUAACAGUAAUCCUGUUGCACUUGCACCUGGCUGAUGGGACUUCAUAGUUGGGAGCAGCAUUUUCCCAAAAAUGUGGAAUAUAGUGAGCCCAAGCUGGACCGUCUUGUUCAGUUAUAUUACAGGGGCCUUGGCAGAGGUUUUCUAAACCUGCUUGAUUGCUUCCAACUUCCCAUUUUGAAGUUAUAAAUCAAACUUGAACUUCCUAAUAUGACAAUUUGCUUUAUGUGAGGGCUAUGUUUGGUUCUAAUGUAAAGGUUUGAUAUCUUAGGAAGUAGACCUGUUAUGAAUCAAUAUUUUGGAAUAGACAAUAAAUAAUUCCUCAUUUCACCA
Malania oleifera is the source of this 4236-nucleotide messenger RNA. Its product is annotated as pentatricopeptide repeat-containing protein At2g04860-like. The transcript has a single exon. The record is from RefSeq and is a predicted model, not a curated record. Gene Ontology annotation, molecular function: RNA binding; protein binding. The coding region runs from base 114 to 3158 and encodes 1014 amino acids. Lineage: Eukaryota; Viridiplantae; Streptophyta; Magnoliopsida; Santalales; Ximeniaceae. Gene Ontology annotation, biological process: RNA modification.